AGAUACUCCCGGCGGGGCCUCCGCAGUAGCUCCGGAUCCACCCGCAGGUAGUGAUGGGGCCUGCGCUCGCCCACCAGGCUGGGUAGCGCCCCGUUACCGGAACCCACGCCUGGAGGAGCGAGUUUCGGGAGGAGACAGGUUCAGGCGGCUGCGGCUGCCUCUGGGCGGGCGCCUGGGCCCAGGCCGGGGCUCCCCUCUCGACCGCGCCCCCGCCCCGCGCCUCGCCCGGCACCCCGGUGCCCUCCCGACGCCGGCGGGCCCGGGAGCCUCGCGGACGUGACGCCGCUGGCGGAAGUGACGUUUUCCCGCGGUUGGACGCGGCGCUCGGUUGCCGGGCGGGGGAGGGCUCGUCCGGUUUUUCUCAGGGGACGUUCAAAUUAUUUUUGUAACGGGAGUCGGCAGAGGACGGGGCGUGCCCGACGUGCGCGCGUCCUCCCUCCCCGGCCCUCCUCCAGCGUCCGCCGGCGCCUGCCCUGCGAGGGCGUCAUGCCGCCCAAAACCCCCCGUAGAGCAGCAGCCGCCGCCGCCGCCGCGGAGCCCCCGCCGCCGCCGCCGCCGCCGCCCCCGCCGCCCCCUCCUGAGGAGGACCCCGAGCAGGACAGCGGCCCCGAGGACCUGCCUCUGGCCAGGCUUGAGUUUGAAGAAACUGAAGAACCUGAUUUUACUGCAUUAUGUCAGAAAUUAAAGAUACCAGAUCAUGUCAGAGAAAGAGCUUGGUUAACUUGGGAGAAGGUUUCAUCUGUGGAUGGAGUCUUGGAAGGUUAUGUUCAAAAGAAAAAGGAACUAUGGGGAAUCUGUAUCUUUAUUGCAGCAGUUGACCUAGAUGAGAUGCCGUUCACUUUCACUGAGCUGCAGAAAAACAUUGAAACCAGUGUCUAUAAAUUUUUUGACUUACUAAAAGAAAUCGAUACCAGUACCAAAGUUGAUAAUGUUAUGUCAAGACUGUUGAAGAAGUAUAAUGUGUUGUGUGCACUCUACAGCAAAUUAGAAAGGACCUGUGAACUUAUAUAUUUGUCACAACCCAGCAGUUCGAUAUCUACGGAAAUAAAUUCUAUGUUGGCGCUAAAAGUUUCUUGGCUCACAUUUUUACUAGCUAAAGGGCAAGUUUUACAAAUGGAAGAUGAUCUGGUGAUCUCAUUUCAGUUAAUGCUGUGUGUCCUUGACUAUUUUAUCAAACUCUCACCUCCUGCAUUACUCAAAGAACCAUAUAAAACAGCUGUAAUACCUAUUAAUGGUUCGCCUCGAACACCAAGGCGAGGUCAGAACAGGAGUGCACGGAUAGCAAAACAACUAGAAAAUGAUACAAGAAUUAUUGAAGUUCUCUGUAAAGAACAUGAAUGUAAUAUAGAUGAGGUGAAAAAUGUUUAUUUCAAAAAUUUUAUACCUUUUAUGAAUUCUCUUGGAAUUGUAGCUUCUAAUGGACUUCCAGAGGUGGAAAGUCUCUCUAAACAAUAUGAAGAAAUUUACCUUAAAAACAAAGAUAUAGAUGCAAGAUUAUUUCUGGAUCAUGAUAAAACUCUUCAGGCUGAUCCUACAGACAGUUUUGAAAUGCAGAGAACACCACGAAAAAGUAACCCUGAUGAAGAGGUAAAUGUGAUUCUUCCACAGACUCCAGUUCGGACUGUCAUGAAUACUAUCCAGCAAUUAAUGAUGAUCUUAAAUUCAGCAAGUGAUCAACCGUCAGAAAAUCUGAUUUCCUAUUUUAAUAAUUGCACAGUGAAUCCAAAGGAAAGUAUCCUGAAAAGAGUGAAGGAUAUUGGGUGCAUCUUUAAAGAGAAAUUUGCUAAAGCUGUGGGACAGGGAUGUAUGGAAAUUGGAUCACAGCGAUACAAACUUGGAGUCCGAUUGUAUUACCGAGUAAUGGAAUCCAUGCUUAAAUCAGAAGAAGAACGAUUAUCCAUUCAAAAUUUUAGCAAACUCCUGAAUGACAACAUCUUUCAUAUGUCUUUGCUGGCAUGCGCUCUUGAGGUUGUAAUGGCUACAUAUAGCAGAAGUACAUCUCAGAAUCUGGAUACUGGAACAGAUUUGUCCUUCCCUUGGAUUCUGAAUGUACUUAAUUUAAAAGCUUUUGAUUUUUACAAAGUGAUUGAAAGUUUUAUCAAAGCAGAAGCCAACUUGACCAGAGAAAUGAUUAAACAUUUAGAACGAUGUGAACAUCGAAUCAUGGAAUCCCUUGCAUGGCUCUCAGAUUCACCUUUAUUUGAUCUUAUUAAACAAGCAAAGGACCGAGAAGGACCAGCUGAUCACCUUGAACCUGCUUGUUCUCUCAGCCUUCCUCUCCAGAAUAAUCACACUGCAGCAGAUAUGUAUCUUUCUCCUGUAAAAUCCCCAAAGAAAAAAGGGUCAACUACACGUGUAAAUUCUACUGCAAAUUCAGAGGCACAAGCAACCUCAGCCUUCCAGACUCAGAAGCCAUUGAAAUCUACCUCCCUUUCACUCUUUUACAAAAAAGUGUAUCGACUAGCAUAUCUUCGACUAAAUACCCUGUGUGCACGCCUUCUGUCUGACCACCCAGAACUAGAACAUAUCAUCUGGACCCUUUUCCAACACACACUGCAAAAUGAGUAUGAACUCAUGAGAGACAGGCAUUUGGACCAGAUUAUGAUGUGUUCCAUGUAUGGCAUAUGCAAAGUGAAGAAUAUAGACCUUAAAUUCAAAAUCAUUGUAACAGCAUACAAAGAUCUUCCUCAUGCUGUUCAGGAGACAUUCAAACGUGUUUUGAUCAGAGAAGAGGAGUAUGAUUCUAUUAUCGUAUUCUAUAACUCAGUCUUCAUGCAGAGACUGAAAACAAAUAUUUUGCAGUAUGCUUCCACCAGGCCCCCUACCUUGUCACCAAUUCCUCACAUUCCUCGAAGCCCUUACAAGUUUUCUAGCUCACCUUUACGGGUUCCUGGGGGGAACAUCUACAUAUCACCCCUGAAGAAUCCGUAUAAAAUUUCAGAAGGUCUGCCUAUGCCAACAAAAAUGACUCCAAGAUCAAGAAUCUUAGUAUCAAUUGGUGAAUCAUUUGGGACUUCUGAGAAGUUCCAGAAAAUAAAUCAAAUGGUGUGUAACAGCGACCGUGUGCUCAAAAGAAGUGCUGAAGGAAGCAACCCUCCUAAACCACUGAAAAAACUGCGCUUUGACAUUGAAGGAUCGGAUGAAGCAGAUGGAAGUAAACAUCUCCCAGGGGAGUCCAAAUUUCAACAGAAACUGGCAGAAAUGAGCGAUGCCAGCCCGUGUGCCAGCUGUUGUACUGUACUACUGUACUUUUCAAGGUACUGUACUGUAAGAUUAAAAAUGUUUUCUUUAUUUUUUGUGUUUGUUUGUUUUUUAUGUAUUAUUUGUGUGAAAAGUAUUAUAAAGCUAUUACAGUACAGUACUAUAUAGCCGAUUGUGUUAGUUGGGUACCUAGGCUAACUUCGCUGGACUUACAAAUUGGUCUUAUGAAGCACUCUCUGAAUGGAACUCGUUCGUAUGUAGGGGUUUUACUUACAAUUGCUCUGCUUUACAAAUGGUGGCAGGAUCCCCUGGGAGUGAGAGUCCUCACAACCUGUGCCUAUCUGAGUACUUUGUCUUCUCUUGUGGCAUGUAUGUGAUGUUUGCUCUUAUUUUUAUUAAUUUAUAUUUAUUUUUUUAACUUAACAUGAACACCCUUAGAAAAUGCGUCUUGUCUUCCAAAUGCAAUUUGGCUGACUGCCCCCAUUCACCCAAAUGAUCCUGAGCUCUUGUGCUAAAACAUAUAUUAGAAACUAGGGGAAAAUUACUAAUUUUUACACAUUAGAUUUUAGUUUACUCAUGGAAACUAAAUGGAUGUACUGUGUGUUUGUUUUAUAAAUAUUAGUUUUUAAAUGCAAACAGAAAGCAAAGUAUAAACAUAUGAGAUACUGUCAUACUACUGAUACAGAUUUCAUACCUCAGGACUUGUAAAAAUUUAUUCUUUUCUUCAUCCAACUCAUGUUUUAAAAUAAAGAGUUAUUAAUAGUACUCUUGGUUUUUAUACUGUUCAGAUCACUGAAUUCAUGAAGUACCCAUCUAGUGCUUGGAAAAUAAAGUGUUCAGCUAGAGCUUUGCUGCAGAGGACCCUAAUACAGUAUAUCCCAAGUGCACUUUCUAACAUUUCUGGGUCCUGAAGCAUCAAGAUACAAAAUAAUUUUACUCCACAAACAGACUGUUAACUAUAGGAGCCUUAAUUUUUUUCUUAGAGAGUUAUAUAAUUACAUCUCAGCAGUUACUCUGCCCUCCUGAAUGCGGGAAGAGGGUGUGUUUGUUCUGGAAUGGUACAUGUCUUCCAUGUAUCUUUUGAACUAGCAGUUGUCUUUUUUUUUUUUUUUUUCCUUAAUUCAGCAUGGUCUAACACUGGCAUAUUCAAAGCCGCAUCAUUUCUCACCCAAAAUGCAGGUAAUGAAAGGUCUUUGGGUUAGGCAUUAAUGUUUCUGAUUUUGUGCAAAAGCUUCAAUUUAAAACAGCUGCAUUAGAAAAGAGGCGCUCCCCCCUCCAACACCUAAAGGUGUAUUUAAAUAUCUUGUGUGAUUAACUUAUUUAGAGAUGGUAUAAUUUAAAAUAGGUGGUAUUUAAGGUAGCAUCUACUAGCUUUUAGGAAAAUUACUUUGUCUAAACUCAGAGUUCUUUUUAAAAAGAAACCUGGUCUUAUUUGUUAGAAAACAAAACUUUAUUUUGUGCUCAGUUAAGUUGCAAACUUAUUUUUUUUGACAGUUAUCUUGAUAACAAAGGCACUAGAAAGCUUUAUCUCAUUUCCUCAUUCAUUUUUGCAUGAAUAUCAAACAAAUCAGUUAGUUUUUAGGUCAAGGGCUUACCACAUUUCUGAGUCUUUUGCUAAUAAGUUCAUGUUAGAAUUAGUGUCAGAACUUAAGGAACUUCAGAGAUCGUGUAUUGAGAUUUCUUAAAUAAGGCUUCAGAUAUUGCUUUAUUGCUUUUUGUAUUGGUUAAAACUGUACAUUUAAA
Balaenoptera ricei (Rice's whale) is the source of this 4944-nucleotide messenger RNA. RefSeq names its product RB transcriptional corepressor 1 (gene RB1). Gene Ontology annotation, molecular function: RNA polymerase II transcription regulatory region sequence-specific DNA binding. The record is from RefSeq and is a predicted model, not a curated record. Gene Ontology annotation, cellular component: chromatin; Rb-E2F complex; nucleus. The coding region runs from base 487 to 3369 and encodes 960 amino acids. Gene Ontology annotation, biological process: neuron projection development; cell morphogenesis involved in neuron differentiation; regulation of transcription by RNA polymerase II. The transcript is spliced from 27 exons. NCBI's taxonomy places the organism in Eukaryota, Metazoa, Chordata, Mammalia, Artiodactyla, Balaenopteridae.